Molecule: messenger RNA, 1578 nt
Organism: Petromyzon marinus (sea lamprey)
Lineage: Eukaryota; Metazoa; Chordata; Hyperoartia; Petromyzontiformes; Petromyzontidae
Source: RefSeq, a predicted model, not a curated record
CCUCGACCCCCCUCUCGCCCCUCUCCUCUCUCCCUCCUCGCUCUCUGCCCGGUCAUCGCUGGCGCUCGGCCUCGUCGUCAGCUCGCAGGCCGCGGACGUCCCGGUACGAACCCCGGCGGGGCAGCCGCAGCAGCAGCAGCAGCAGCAGCACGGUCAUUGGGUCACGAGAUCACGACUGAGUUCACAGGAAAGACAGCAUGGCGACCGUGCUGGACUUCGAGGGCUUCGACCCAGAGAGCGACGCCAAGGCCCUGCGGAAGGCGAUGAAGGGGUUCGGCACGGACGAGCAGGCGAUCAUCGACGUGGUGACGCACCGCUCCAACGCCCAGCGGCAGCAGGUGGCAGUGGUGUUCAAGACUCUCUACGGCAAGGACCUGCUGUCCGACCUCAAGUCGGAGCUCUCGGGCUGGUUCGAGACGCUGAUCGUGGCGCUGUUUGACCCCCCGCUCGUCUACGCUGCCAAGCAGCUCAAGGGGGCCAUGCGGGGAGCUGGCACGGAUGAGAAGUGCCUCAUUGAGAUCCUGGCCUCAAGGAACAACGCGGAGAUGUUGGAGCUCUGCGCCGCUUACCAGCGAGAGUACGGCUCGUCCCUGGAGGAAGACAUCAUGGGGGAAACAUCGGGGCUCUUCCAGAGAGUCCUGGUCUCCCUACUCACGGCGAACAGAGACGAGGGGGACGACGUGGACGAGGAACUCGCAAGCCAAGACGCAGAGGGACUGUACCUGGCCGGGGAGGACAAACUGGGUACGGACGAGUCAACCUUCAUCAUGAUCCUGUGCUCCCGCAGUCACGCACACCUCAAAAGAGUGUUUGAGAUCUACAAGGACGUGGCUGGGAAGUCGAUCAUUGAGAGCAUCCGCAGUGAGACCUCCGGGGACUUCGAGGACGUCCUCCUUGCCAUCGUGAAGUGCAUUCUGGACAAGCCGGCCUUCUUUGCGGAGCGCCUCUACAAGGCCAUGAAGCAUGCGGGCCUGGGCACGGACGACGCGACCCUGGUCAGGGUCAUGGUGUCGCGAUGCGAGGUCGACAUGCUGGACAUCCGCUUCGAGUUCAAGCGCUUCUUCGGAGAGACGCUGUACUCCUUCAUCAAGGGUGACACGUCGGGUGACUACAAGCGGGCGCUCAUCCAGCUGUGCGGAGGUGAUGACUAAGCGAUCGGGGAGGUGGGGACAGCGCUGGAAGAAAUCCGUGGAAGUCACCUCCCCCCAACCCCCACCCCCCCCCCAACCACCCCCCCCAACCACCUCAGAAUCAGAAUCUUUAUAUAGACUGGAGGAAUCUGACGAGCUUCGUAGUCCGGCCGCGGAUUUCUACGAGGGAAUGCAGGAGCAGCCGCGGCGAAGGGAGAAAUCCGUGGGAGUUCGUCCGCACCCACCCCGUGCGGGUGCGGACUGCCGCGGAUUGCUACGAGAGGCCGAUGCUGCAAACAUGAAAGUUAAAAAUCCGCGGAAGCUCCUCUGCCUACCGCAAUUGUUGUUAGUGCUUCACUGUAUGUUCUUAGCUCUUUCGCUAAAGUCACGUUGAAGGGAAACAAUAAAAUAAUAAAAUAUAUAUAAACAAUAAAAAAAAUUCUCACGA